AUAAAUUGUACGCUCGCACAUUCAUCCGCUCCGUCAGUAAGAGCACGCCUCUGAGACUGUGGCAUCGCAACCGUCGAGGAGUUGAGUGCGAGGAACUGAAAAAAAUCCUAAAAAUGGGCUUCAAAUUCUCCAUAAUCUGUGGUAUUUUCCAAGUGCUGCUGGUGAUUUUGUUUUCCGUCUUGGUUGAUUACGGCCAACACGCUUCUCCACCGCACAAACGAAAAGGUUCCGCAGGAUCAGUUGUGAAUUCCUCUGAGACUCUCGCCGUAAACGAUGUAACUGUGUACUAUUCAAUGUUCCAAGAUGUCCAUGUUAUGAUCUACAUCGGUUUUGGUUUCCUGAUGACCUUCCUGAAGAAGUAUGGUUAUGGUGCCGUAGGAUACAACUUUUUUAUCGCCGCUCUUGUCACUCAGUGGGGUACAAUUGUAACUGGAGGUUUAAAUCAGAUUUACGGCGAAGGACACGAACACAUCGAGCUCAGCAUACAAACUUUGGUUACAUCAGAGUUCGCCGCUGCCACGGUCCUCAUCACUUACGGAGCGGUCCUGGGUAAAGUGAGCCGCCUGCAACUGCUGGUCAUCGGCAUCCUGGAAGUAGUAUUCUACGCCAUCAACGAACUGAUCGCCAUUGAGUUCCUGAAGUACUCUGAUGCUGGAGGGUCCAUAAUCAUUCACAGUUUUGGGGCGUACUUCGGGCUGGCCCUGUCCCGGAUGUUACAUGACAAAAAGGUCUUGGACAGUCCUAAGGAAGCAUCCGUGUAUCAUUCUGAUCUCUUUGCAAUGAUUGGUACUGUUUUCCUUUGGAUGUACUGGCCCAGUUUCAACGCUGCCUUAGUGGCUCCUGAUUACGUUGCACAACACCGCUCCGUCAUCAACACAUACUUCUCAUUGGCUGCUGCUUGUGUGACCACAUUCGCGCUGUCGCCUCUCUUCCAGAGAGAAGGAACCAAAUGGAGAUUGAGCAUGGUCCACGUUCAGAAUGCCACUCUCGCCGGUGGUGUUGCCGUGGGAACAGCGUCGAAUAUGUCAAUCAGUCCGUGGGGGGCUCUUUUGAUUGGUUGCUCUGCCGGAGCACUGAGCACCGUGGGAUACGCAUACCUGACACCAUUCUUGACGAAAUACACCAAGACCCAUGACACGUGUGGUGUACACAACUUGCACGGAAUGCCGGGAAUUCUUGGUGGCAUCGCGGGCGCCGUUGCUGCUGCGCAUGCCGAUGUUAACAAAUACGGAUACGAUGGCCUGUUCAAUCUGUGGGGUGCGCGUGCUCCAAAGAUAAAUACUACUGAGUACUAUGACCUUGUCAAGAUGGGCGUGCCGUUUGAUGCAGGAGAUGGCCGCUCAGCCAAAGCUCAGGCUGGUUACCAGAUCGCCGGUGUAGCCGUCGCUCUUGGAAUUGCCAUCAUUGGAGGAAUUGUGACUGGUUUUAUUGUGAGGUGGAAAAUCUUUGAUCCACCCUCUCAAGAACAGAUGUAUGAUGAUGAUGAUUUCUGGGAGGUCCCCACUGAAGAGGCAAGCGAAGAUGUGGAGACAGGGGACGGUUUCACCCAUGAGAAGGAGGAUAAACUGUAGGCUUCUAACUACUGAAAGGAAAGCCCCUUCAGUCGCUGUAUUAUUUUCUUUGACAUAAAUAACUGAUAGGUUUUUAUACUACGUCUGAUAAAUCGAUAACUAAGUUUUAAACUUUGUUAGGAAACAUGCUAGUGAUUUACAAGUCUUGUUAACAAUUAACAAUUGGUACAUACGUCAGCGUGCGUUCAUCGAGAUAUGAAGCACGCGGGAAGUUUGGAGAACACGAAAGAUGCAACCCUAGCUUUUUGAGUGCUCUCCAAA
This is a messenger RNA of Pocillopora damicornis (cauliflower coral), 1832 nucleotides long. Its product is annotated as ammonium transporter Rh type B. Gene Ontology annotation, molecular function: ammonium channel activity. NCBI's taxonomy places the organism in Eukaryota, Metazoa, Cnidaria, Anthozoa, Scleractinia, Pocilloporidae. Gene Ontology annotation, cellular component: plasma membrane. Gene Ontology annotation, biological process: ammonium homeostasis; ammonium transmembrane transport. The record is from RefSeq and is a predicted model, not a curated record.